AUGUCUAAAAUCAUUCCUAAAUUUAUAGAAACUAAUACAUACAGAAAAUUUCUUUUAUUUGAAGAAAAUGAUAAAAUCUUAAACAUUGAUGAUUUUAGAUAUGAAGAAAAUAAUGAUGAGGUCAAAUUUAAAGUUAUUAUAACUGAAGGCGAAUAUAAAGGACAAGAAGCUUUUUUGAUUGAUACAGAUAAUAGUUAUCAUAUAUAUUAUAAAGAUAAGAAAUAUAUGAUCAUAGAACCUGAUGAAUUUACUUAUGGUCACGGAAGUUACUCUGGUGCUGAUGGAACACAUCAUUAUCUUCUUUUGAUGUUUAAAAAUGUACAAUUGGAUGAGAUUCCAGAUGAAUUCACAUGUAAAUUCAACGGUAAAGAUAUUAAAAAAACCACAUGUUGUGGUAAAGAAUGUUUUGAUAUAACCGAUAUCGGUGAAUACAUUGUUUAUAAAGAUAGCAAACUCCAUCAACAUGAAUACGAUUCUAAUUAUAAAUAUCUUUUUUUUAUGAAUAAUGAAGAGAUUUUGAAUCUUGAUAAUUUUAAAUACGAAGAUGAUUAUAUCAAGAAUGUAUCACAGAUAAAAGUUUCUCUCUCUGAAAAACAUUCAGGAAAUCAAGCUUUCUUGAUUCAUAAGAAACACACAUAUAAAAUUUAUUAUAAUGAUCGAUUUUUUAUGGAAUUAGAACCAGAUUUAUACGAUUUUCAUCAUAUUAUAGAUACAGAAAAAGAUCGUCAUUUUCUUUCUAUGUCUUUUGAUGGUGAACAAAUUAAACAUGUUCCAGAAGAAUUUACCUGUAAAUUAAAUGGAGAAGAUGUACUUAAAACCUGGUUUUGUGAUACAAAAUAUUUUAACAUAAGUGAAAUUGGUGAAUAUGAUAUUUUCAAAGAUGGGAAAUCUUAUUGUAAGAUAAUUACAGAGAAAACUUGGAAUUAUCGUGUCGAGAAUAAGCAAAGGAAUUUUAUUAUUUCAUAUCAUUAA
Scutellospora calospora is the source of this 972-nucleotide messenger RNA. Lineage: Eukaryota; Fungi; Glomeromycota; Glomeromycetes; Diversisporales; Gigasporaceae. The record is from the annotation of a GenBank genome assembly.